Molecule: messenger RNA, 999 nt
Organism: Rotaria sp. Silwood1
Lineage: Eukaryota; Metazoa; Rotifera; Eurotatoria; Philodinida; Philodinidae
Source: the annotation of a GenBank genome assembly
AUGGUUCUUCUAGGAUGGCUCAACACUGGUAGCAUGAAUGUUGGACGAUAUGGUCAUACAGUAUCCGUCUUAAUAAAUGGAAACGUAUUAGUUACUGGUGGAUAUAAUGGCAUUUUUCUAAAUCAUUCUGAGUUGUAUGAUCCAUCAACAGAAACUUGGACAGUGACUGGUAAUAUGCAUAAUGAACGAUAUUUCCACACAGCAUCCGUAUUAAGAAAUGGACAAGUGUUAGUUACUGGUGGAGUUAAUAGUGCUUCUUUUCUAAACAGUGCUGAAUUGUACAAUUCAUCAACAGACACUUGGACAACCACUGGUAGUAUGAGUAAUCUACGACGAUCUCACACAGCAUCUUUACUACCCAAUGGAAAAGUCUUGGUUACAGGUGGAUGGAACGGUACUUCUAUUCUAAAUAGUGUUGAAUUGUAUGAUCCAUCAACAGGCAUUUGGACAACGACUAGUAGUAUUAAUACUGGACGAUAUUGGCAUACAGAAUCUGUAUUAACAAAUGGGAAAGUGUUAGUUACUGGUGGAUCAGAUAAUAGGGUCUCUUUAAAUAGUGCUGAAUUGUAUGAUUUAUCGACAGGCACUUGGACAACAACCGGUAGUAUGAAUAUUACACGAUUUCUACACACAGCAUCUUUAUUAACAAAUGGAAAAGUAUUAGUUACUGGUGGAUAUAAUGGCAUUUCUCUAAGUCAUUCUGAGUUGUAUGAUCCAUCAACAGGAACUUGGACAACCACUGGUAGUAUGAAUAAUGCACGAUAUGAACAUACGGCAUCCGUAUUAACAAAUGGAAAAGUAUUGGUUUCUGGUGGUUUUAAUGGUAGUUCUUAUUUAAAUAGUGCUGAGUUGUAUGAUCUAUCGACAGGAACUUGGGCAAUGACUGGUAGUAUGAACACUGCCCGAAAUAUGCAUACAGCAUCCGUAUUAACAAAUGGAAACGUGUUAGUUACCGGUGGGUCCUCGGGUGCUCCUCUAAAUAGCUCAGAAUUAUAUUAA